Messenger RNA from Camelina sativa (false flax), 1146 nucleotides. Lineage: Eukaryota; Viridiplantae; Streptophyta; Magnoliopsida; Brassicales; Brassicaceae. The record is from RefSeq and is a predicted model, not a curated record.
AUGGCUACCACUGGGUCGACAGGACAAAGACCGUCGAGAAAACGUUGCUUGAGGAUGGAAUCGCUGCUGCAGCUGCCCCACGAAGUAGUAGAGCAAAUCCUAGAGAAACUUGCGGUGAAGUCUCUGCUGAGAUUCAAGGCUGUAUCGAAGCAAUGGAGAUCAACAAUUGAAUCCCAAUUCUUCCAAGGAAGGCACUUGACGCAUCGUCAGCGAUCAGGAGAUCCAGAUGUUCUCAUGGUGUCCGAACAAGCCUACCCGGGCACUGACACCCUAACAACACUGGUGUUGGGUUCAUCCUCAUCGGUCAAGAUCCCUGUUCCUUGGGAGGAGACGGACAAUACACCUUACUGGGUUUUCCAUAGUAGCUGUGACGUCCUUUGUCUCUUUAAUCGCUACAAAUUUUUUGUGGUCAACCCCGCCACUAGAUGGUAUCGAGCUCUUCCUCCCUGUAGCUUUCAACAACUCUAUUAUCACUCUCUUGGGUAUGGAUACUUUACGCCUGGAUUCGGUAAAGACGUAUUCUCGAGCACAUACAAGCCCGUUUGGUUAUACAACUCUUUAGAAUUAGGCCUAGAGAACGCUACCACAUGCCAAGUUUUUGACUUUACCACCAACGCUUGGAGGUAUGUCACUCCAGCUGCUCCUUACCGCGUUCUUGCUCCCGUUAAUCCCGUGUUUGUUGAUGGGUCGCUUCAUUGGUUAACUCACUGCCAAGAAACCAAAGUUGUAUCUUUCGAUCUUCAUACCGAAGCUUUUCAAGUCAUCUCUAACGCUCCCUUUGUCAAGUCCCCCCAUCGUAACGGGAUGUUCAUGUGCAACCUCCACAACCGCUUGUGCGUAUCCGUGAUGAAGCGGCCACAACAAGUGAUAUGGUCGUUCAAUUCAAACAACAAGACAUGGGACAAAAUGUAUACUGUAGACCUGGAUUUAACUGUUGUGCAUGGUAUCCCAAUAUUUACAGGUUACCCUCUCGUGCCACUAGCAAUUUUAAAGAAGAAGAAGUUGUUGUUUUGUGAUCGUAUUCGUAUGCGAAGUCGACAACUAUUUACACGUGACUCAGAAACCAAACGAGAUGAAGUUGCUUUCUCGGGUGAAUCCACUGGAGUUCCUGUUUGUUAUUUUCCUAGUUUAAUCUCUAUUUUAUAG